Messenger RNA from Nematocida homosporus, 451 nucleotides. RefSeq lists its product as uncharacterized. Lineage: Eukaryota; Fungi; Microsporidia. The record is from RefSeq and is a predicted model, not a curated record. The transcript has a single exon. The annotation marks the transcript as partial.
AUGUUAAAACUAAGACUAACUAUGAAAGAGAUUGCACACCUAAUUCAGUACCUAAAAGGCAACCAUAAUAAGCCUUCAGAUAUAUCUGCUCUUCAAUGGAGUCAAUUGCAAGAGAAAGCAUGCACUUUUUUGACCCACAAUAGCAAGUUAUACUACGUAGGUUGUGAAGAGGACACAAAACCACUAGAAGUAAUUGGCUGCGAUGAUAGUGCGAGGCUAGAAAGUAUCUUCCAAAUUGUGCAUAGCAAGGACGGUCAUGUAGGGCCGGGAAUGCUCUAUCAAAAGCUUCAGUGUAAUUAUGUGGGGUUCAGUCGCAAAGCCGUUCAAGAGAUAGCUGACGAAUGUCCCAUAUGCACAACAGACAAGCAGAUGCCGCCUGCUGAUUGUAAGUAUUCAAUGAAGCAUUUAUUGAUUGAAUUUAUUGAUAUGCGCCAAUACGCAGACGUAAAUG